Paramecium sonneborni is the source of this 1193-nucleotide messenger RNA. NCBI's taxonomy places the organism in Eukaryota, Ciliophora, Oligohymenophorea, Peniculida, Parameciidae. The record is from the annotation of a GenBank genome assembly.
AUGUAAAAUGUUAAAUAAAUGAGAGAAAAAUAUGAGAAUAUCAAAUAACACAAUCCUAAUAGAAAUGUUAGUGCAAGAUCAUUUCAUAGUCAAACACCUUCAAAAGAAUAAUACCAAGUUGCUUUUUCAAGCAGCUAAAAAUCAUAAUAAAAACAAAUUAUAUAGAUUGGAAAAACUUUAUUAUGUAGUCCUUGUUAUAAUAAAAGAUUAUUAAAUAAAUAAUAAUUGAAUAAAAAGUAAGAAUUUGAAUUAGAGAAAGUAAAUUUACUAUUAUAUCAUAGAGGUUGUUGAUGAAGUAAAUGGAAUAAAAUUAAUUACUUGAAUAAUAAAAAAUAAACUUUGAAGUUGGACAAUUAUCUUAUAGAAAGCAAUAGGAAUAAUAAAAUCUAGUUAUUUCAAAAUAUUUAAAGGAUUAAUAAAGAGAAAGAGAUAGACAAAUUAAGGAGUAAGAAAUAUAAUAAUAAAAUUUAAUUAUAAAAUAAAAUUAAGAAAUAUUAUUAAAAGAAAAAUUUGAAAAAAAAAAAAAAUAGAAUAGUUUACAUUAAGAACUUGCAAGCUAAGUUGAAUAACAAAAAAGAUUUAAAAAGUUAGAUUAAAUGUCCUAAUCUAUGGAAUUUGAUGAUCCUUAUUGGAGAUAUCAAGCAUAAGAAGAGAAAGAAAUACAAAGAAGAAAAAAUUAUCAAAUGUUUUAUAACAAUAAUAAUUGGCAAAAUCAUGAAAAAGAAUAAAUAAAGAAAAAAUAACAAGAAAGAGAUGUUAAAAAUAAAGAAAUUGAUUAAAGAAUUAAGACUUUAUAGGAUUAUCAUAAUUAAUUAGAAUAAGAAAAAUAAGAGAAAUAAUAAAUAUAACAUUAACUCAUACUAGACUUAAAUGCUUAAGUAAAACUUAAAAAAACAAAAUAAGAAGCUAUCAAAUUAAUUGAAUAAUAAAAAUAACGUUAAAGAGAUCAAGAAGUUAUUUAAUUAGAAAAACAAAGAUAAAACUAAGAAAUUUGUAAUAAAAAGAAAGUAAAUUAAGAAAUAAUAGAUGGCCUUAAUUAAUAAAUUGAAAUGUAAAAAUAAUAAAAUACAAAAUAAUAACCAGAAUAAAUUUAAAGUGAUUUUUACAUUUUAAAACCAGUUGUAGAAAAGUAAACUAUAUCUUGUGCUGAUUGCAAGAAAUAGUAGGUUCCACACUAAUUAAGUUAUGCUUGA